UUUUGCCCAACACUGUCGGAACAUGCGGCGUUCGUCGAUGGCGUCAGCUUCGUCGGAACCUAGCCCAGAGCCGCGGCCAUCACGUCCAAGCGACGACCAGAAGAGGAUGCUGGAAGCAUUAUCCAACCAGGUGGAGCUUCUGCAGCAGCGGGAUCUGCAUCAACACAGCGAGCUUGAUCGGUUGCGAAGGUUGGUAGGAGGCGAGUCUACUGUUGCGCCAUCUUCUCCGUACCAAUCGCCACCUCCAAAGACUUCCAUGCGAGCCGACCAACACAUCGAUGAAAUCGAAGCACUCCGACGCGAAAAGCGAGACUUGCAGCUGCACAAUUGCGAGUUGGAGGUCCAGAUCCAAGACGCGGCCCACAGCAUCGAGGGGUUCAGCGCCGCGAUCGAAAAGCUCGAGGAUGGGUACAAGACGAAGGAGGAAACGUGGAAGCGCCAGAUCGCCGACCUCCAGCAGGAAUGCGACGGUCUCGCACGCACGAACCGUCAACUCCAGGACAAAGUCGCCCAGGGUGACCAUGUCAAGGACAAGUUGUCGAAGAAGGAGCAGGCUCUGGCCGACCUCCGCGCUCAGUUUGACGCGUUCAAGGUGCACGUGACCGAGUCGACGCAAGAUAGAAAGGUGCUUGAGACGACCCAGGAGUCGCUGCGGGCCACCCAGGGUGCCCUGGACAAGGCGGAAGCGAUGAACGCGUCGCUGACAUCGAAACUGGACGCGUUGAAGGCCCAGCACCGCGAAACCAGCCGUGCGUUGGACGCCAAGACGCGCCAGCUGACCCAGCUCGACGCCACAAGCCGCCCGCAAGGCCAAUCGGUGCUGGUUCGAACGCUGCGGGACGAAGUUCGUCUACUCAAAGGCACGCUCGAAGCUCAAUUCCGCGAUGAAAGGUCUGCGUUGCAGCAGCGCAUUCAAUCGCUGGAGCACCAAGUGUCGUCGUUGCAAGCGUCAUGUCGGCAGAAGGACGAUUCGAUCAUGGCAUUGCACUCGGAAGCGAUGGAGCGGGACGGCGAGCUCGGCGCCAUGGCCGAUGCCAAGCGGUUGGGGGACGCCAAGGCGGAGCGGCUCGAGCGCGAGCUGGCCGCCCUACACGUCGACAUGGAGCAGCUAGUGGAAUGCCGCGGGUUUCUCGGCGAUAACAUUGAGACUGGAUUCAAAGAGUUGCUGCUUCAAGAUGGAAACACGGAUGCGUUGGAGCGUGAAUUGGCCGAUGUCAAAGCCCAGAUGCACCAAGUGCAACACGAGUGCGAUUCGUUGCGGGCAGACGUCGCGAGUCUUCGCGACAUGAACGAACAGCUGCGCCACAAGCGCGCCGAGUGUCAAGCGCAGGUCGCCGCCUCGGAAACGGAAGCCAUGACGUGGCGCGCCGACGCGCAGCGCUUGCCAGCGUUGCUCGCCGAGAAAACCGACUGGGAACGCGCUCGUGAGCAACUGGAGGCUACGAUUCGAGGCUUGCAAGACCAGUUGCAAGCCAUGUGUGACAAGGUGGCCGCCACAGCAGAUUACGACACGCUCGUGGCCAAGUUACAACAAGCCCAAGAACGACUCGAUACGUGGCAGCAUGCCUCUGAUGACCGGAAAGCCAGAGAAAAACAGAUGAAGCAGUUGAUGCAGCGGCUGGAAUCGAUUGGGAAUCGAAACGGCGAACUGGAUGCGGCACUGCAGCGCGCGCUGGCUCAAUCCAAGCAAGAUCAUGUCGAUAUGGUGGCGCUGCGUGCUCGAUUGAAAGCGUCAAAGGACAAGGUCGCUCGAUUCGAUGAGAUGCAGCAGACUGUAUGUGCUGCCCAAGACAAGCUGCGCGACGCCGUCACAAUCAAGCACAUGCUAAAGCAACAAGUGGAUACCCUCAAGCGGCAAGUAGAUGAACUCCACCACGACCACGCGCGGCAGAACCAAGAUGGCAAGCAAUGGCAACGACAAGUGGAACACAUGCAGUCUAUCAUGGAAGGCCACACCAAGGAGCUGGUGGGGGAGAUCGAAUCAUUGCAGCGGCAGGUGGCCAAAGCAACGAAAAAGACCGACGCUGCUGUCGACGCGCGGCGAAAUUUGGAGCUCAAAGUGCACGAGCAGAAUGCGACCAUUGCCAAGCUGCACCAGGCUGUCCGAUCUGCGACGACGUUGAGCCCGAAGACUUCGGGGACGACGCAGGGGGGGCUGUCGCCGUCGCGAAGGCGGCGAGAGGCGGCGGGGCGGACGGAGGAAGCAGAGGACGACAACCAGCGGACAUGUCGAGGCGCGAUGUUUGAACCUGACGGGGAAAUGGCAGACAAAACACUCGAUAGGCGGCUGGCGCCCAACCCUGCAGACGAGAUGGAAUCGCUCUUGAGAAAACUCGAGCGGAUAUCGCAGCAAUACAAAUAGCACGUUGGCUGUUCGUAGGAUGAUAUACAAUAGAAACACACCGGAGUUUGCCACGUCAUAUACUUGCUGUUGGUAACACAUGUGGA
Molecule: messenger RNA, 2448 nt
Organism: Aphanomyces astaci
Lineage: Eukaryota; Oomycota; Saprolegniomycetes; Saprolegniales; Verrucalvaceae
Exons: 3
Coding region: 23-2362 (779 amino acids)
Source: RefSeq, a predicted model, not a curated record